GCUGAAUACUGUAUGUCUGAAGCAAAGACAUUGUGUAGCCAAAAUAUACGCUUGAAUGUCUUAGCGUUGACGUGUUGUUGUGUCGUAGUAAGUGUGUUGUCUUUUUAGUUCCGGCCAAGAGGCGGACAUCACUUAAAGUUGUUACUGAAAAAGGUCAUGGAAUUAUAACUGAAAUGUUAGUUUAUGAUUCCGGAUGACUGGAGUGGACUGAAUUUUGACAGAUCAAAGUGAACAUUUUGUUUCAAUAACUUGCUUUUCUUUCCACUUAGGUGACUUAGGCCUACACUCCUGUCCAGAUUAGCUGAUGAUUUGCGUCAACAAUUCUAUUUAUAACAUUUUAAUAAGUUCGUAAAUAAUCAUUUUGUUUUGGCCUUACGCUGUGGGCCCAUUUGGUACAUUCUGUGUGUCAACUAUAUAGCAGACGAUUUGUUUUAAAACAGAAUUGGACUAGUCAAUCCAUGAACUGUCACUGUUCAUUGGGGGGAGUGUAUACCUUUUAUCCAGUUUUAAGUUUUUAAAAAAUCCCUAUGUUUUGUGUGUGUUAUUUGAAGAAUCAUGGCAGUGUGAUGUUCCCAUUUGCUUUAUUGCUGUUAAACUUUAUGUUCAUUGCCUCGGAAAAAACUUACAUAAACCAAUAUGCCGUUCACAUAAAAGAUGGUAGAACUGGUUUAGAACGUGUACUACAAUCGACAGGACUGGUGAACAGAGGGCAGAUCGGAGAUUUGGAAGAUCACUAUUUUUUGGAAAUACCACAACGUGAACGUAGAUCUGCAAGCCAUAGUCAAGAACAUCAUGAUCUGUUAUCAAGCCAUUCAGACGUUCACUGGUUUGAACAGCAGAUCCAUAGACCCAGAUAUAAAAGAGAUCAUAUACCUAAUCCAACUGCUGAUAAUUUAAAUGAUAAUUUAUAUGGUGCACAGUGGUAUCUGCAUGGAGGUGGUAAAGGUGGUUAUGAUAUGAACGUAAUACCAGCAUGGAAGAAAGGUUAUAGUGGACGUGAUGUUGUAAUAUCUAUUUUAGAUGAUGGUAUUGAAAGGACACAUCCAGAUUUAAAAGAAAAUUAUGAUCCAUAUGCAAGUUACGAUGUCAAUAGUCAUGAUAAUGAUCCAAUGCCAAGAUAUGAUCCCACAGAUGAAAAUAGACAUGGUACCCGAUGUGCUGGUGAAGUAUCAGCUGUAGCUAAUAAUACAGUAUGUGGUGUUGGUAUUGCUCCUCAUUCCAGAAUAGGAGGUGUUCGUAUGUUAGAUGGUGAAGUCUACGAUGCUGUAGAAGCUGCUUCAUUAAGUUUUAACAGAUCUCAUAUAGAUAUUUAUUCCGCUAGUUGGGGACCAGAUGAUGAUGGUAGAGUUGUAGAUGGUCCUGGUCCACUAGCUAAAAAAGCUUUUAUUGAUGGAAUAACAUUGGGAAGAAAUAAAAAAGGUUCUAUCUAUGUUUGGGCGUCUGGAAAUGGUGGUAAUGCCCAAGACUCGUGUAAUUGUGACGGUUAUACCAACAGUGUUUAUACUCUAUCAAUAAGUAGCACAUCAGAACGUGGACAGAAACCCUGGUAUUUAGAGGAAUGUUCAUCAACUUUAGCAACUACAUACAGCAGUGGUUCCUAUAACGAGAAACAAAUAAUAACAGUUGAUUUACGUGGUAGAUGUACUCAAACACAUACAGGUACUUCAGCUUCUGCACCUCUAGCUGCUGGUGUUGUAGCUUUAGUUCUAGAAGCCAAUCCUUCAUUAACAUGGCGUGAUGUACAAUAUAUAACAUUACUAAGUGCGAAUCCUGUUCCUAUGGUUGAUGGUCAGUGGAUGACAAAUGCUUUAGGAAGAAAAGUAAGUUUACGAUAUGGUUAUGGUUUAAUGGAUGCGUCUGCAAUGGUUGAUUUAGCAGAAGUAUGGACGAAUAUUCCCGAACAACAUAUAUGUGAAGUCAAUUCUAAUGUUAAUAAUGUACAUUUAGAUGGUACAACCUAUAUUGAUUCCAUUGUCACACAAGCAUGUGAUGGUAUGGCAAAUGGUGUUAAAUUCCUUGAACAUGUUCAAGUGAUCAUAGCGUUAACUCAUAAACGUCGUGGUGACGUCAUCAUCUACAUAACGUCUCCGAGUGGUACCAAAUCUAAAUUAUUACCAAAACGACCAAAUGAUAGACAAGAGGGAGAAUUUAAAAAUUGGCCAUUUUUAUCAGUUCAUUUUUGGGGUGAAGACCCUAAUGGUCGCUGGACCUUAGAAAUAGAGGAUGCGAAAUCAUACAAUCCACAUGGCACCACAGGAGGUAGUAAGCCCAGUUUUCCAUAUCCACUCUCUUCUAGUUAUCGCACUUGGCAAACUCUAAAAUCUAGCGAACCGCAUGGUGUAUUAAGAUCAUGGUCUAUAGUAUUUCACGGUACAGCUACACAACCUAUUAAUUUAAAGAAUGGUACAUCAAUAACUCCUCCAGCAACUGUUAAAGCCACAACGGCAACAACUUCUCAACCUCUUACAGGAUCAACUACAAGUCCUAAGCCAUUCACUUGCCAUUUUGAAUGUAAAAAAAAUUGUACUGGACCCAAACCAGAAAACUGUAAUGCAUGUAAAAAUGUUCGACUUGGUUCAACUGGGGCAUGUAUUGAUGUAUGUCCAGAAGGUUUCUAUAAUAAUGAAGGAUAUUGCCAGGCAUGUGAUAGUACAUGUAAAACCUGUAGUGGUCCAACACUAUCAGAAUGUCUCACCUGUAAUACUAACAGAUUUUAUACAGAAAAACAUCAUAUAUGUGUAGAUAAAUGCCUUACUGGUUAUUUUAAAGAUGGAAACAGUUGUAUGCGAUGUAGUUCCAGCUGUCGAGAUUGUGAGAAUGAAAGAGAUACGUGUACGGCGUGUAGCGGGGGUAAAGAACUUAUACGAGGGAAAUGUAUUUUAGCACACAAUAAACCGAAAGUACAUAUAAUAAUACCCGACUCUAUGGAGGGAGUGGUUCUAACCCUUGUUAUUAUUUGUGUCUUCCUUUUGGGGUCAAUUGUUUUAAUCGUAGGAAUUGUUUAUGCUCAAAAAAAGCAAAUGUUUUGUUGGGCGUAUAAAUAUGAUAAACUGCCUUGUUCAGAUAAUUCUGUCAUAGCAGUGGAUAAAAAAAUCUAUAUUGAUGAUGAUGAUGACUUUUCGCCAUAAAUACAUUAGUUUUUUUUUGUUUGUUUUUUUAAAAAAUGGGAAAGUGGGUUAUGGGGCAAUUACCAUUUUGAUAAAGAGUUAUUCCAGUCCAUAGCAACAAAAGCCAUGUCAUCCAAUUUCUUGAUAAUCUUUGAAGAGAUAUAAAUUUCACAAAGGAUGUCAUAAAUUCAGCAUUCACUUACAAAAGUGUAUAAUAUGCCUUGAAAAAUUUGAGAGUGCCCUUUUAACAAACUUACAGAAAUAAAUGAUAUACUGUUGAGGGGAGAUAACUCUUACUUUAUUGUUGUAGUUGCCCCACCUAUGUUAUUGUUAAAACAGAUCACAGAUAAUUCCAUAUAUUUCUAUGGCUUCUUUCUAUUGUUAUAUAUAUAUUAUAUUUUUUUAUUGUAAUAUAAAAACUCAAGUACAUAUGUUAUAUAUAUAUAUAUAUAUAUAUAUAGACAGCAAUUCAAUACAUCAGAACAAUUUGUCUUUGGAGAGUCUCGAGUGGACGUUAAACCCCAUUUCUCUCUCUCUUUGGAGAGUCUCAUGUACACAUUGGCGUACAUGAAAAAGAUCCCUUGGCAGCUUGAAUUAUGUUUCAGAGUAGGCGGUAGCACUGCUGUCUGGGCAAAAUUCCCUUAUAGCACACUCUAUGGCAUAUGCCUGUCUUAAUAAACCCAGUCAGGGAAGCAGGAGAAAUAAAAAUAUUUUGUCUCAGAAGGCAAAUUGUUCUGUAAUGUUUCUUUGACUUAUCGAUAUAUAUGGGGGAUUAAUAAUAAGUAAAACGUGAAAUAAUAAAACUGAGCAUGCCGGUGGUUUUAUGAUCCUCGAACUGUAAAUCAUACUGGGGCCCGAUUCAUGAAAAAUUAAACUAAAAUAUUAUAAAUAUGCAGCCUUUUGAUUGGUUUAGGUUUAAAAUUAUAGUACAAAUUUUAGCUCUGGGCCAAUGAAAGGUGUGAAUUAUUAUAAUAUUUUAGUUUUCAGCUUUUGUGAAUAAAGCCCCAGAGUUACAGGUUUUAUUAAAAAUGAAACGAAAUAGGUGGUGGUUAUCAAAGCAUGAAUAGUGCGAUCAAUAUAUUAUAUAAUAAUAAAUUAUAAAUACAUUCAACUGUGAUAUAUCAAUUAAUGAAUGGAAAUAUCCUAUCAUAUACCAAGUUGAUAAUAAGCGUUAGAAAUCUGAUUUGAAUGAAGAUUGAAGAUACUAAAAUUGAUUAAUUUGCCAUUAUUUUAAAUUUAAUUAGGCCUAUAAAUACCUCUUUAGGUAAUUGAACUCUUUAUCAUAAUAUAUAUUUUAAUCACUCAUUAUUUGAACAAAACAUAUUUAUUUUAUUUUAUCUUAUUUUAUUUUUUAAAAAAAAGACAGAUGGACCACCAUUACUUUUCAACUAUUGCAAUAGCUAACUAUUGAACUGUUAACCUAGCUAACUGUUGAAUUGUUAACCUAGCUAAAUGUUAACCUGACUGCUGAACAGUUAAUCAAUCUAACAGUUCGACUGUUAAGCUGGCUAACUGUUAAGCUGUUAAUCUAUCUAAAUGUUCAACUUAUAACCUAGCCAACUUCUGAACUGUUAACCUAGCUAACUGUUGAAUUGUUAACCUAACUGACUGUUGAACAGUUAAUCAAUCUAACUGUUCGACUGUUAAGCUAGCUAACUGUUGAACUGUUAACCUAUAUAAAUGUUCAACUUAUAACCUAGCCAACUACUGAACUGUCAACCUAGCUAACUGUUCAACUGUUAACCUAGGUAACUCUUGAAUUGUUAAUCUAGCUAACUGUUCAACCAUACCAUUGUUUACCAUAAUACUGGUACCAUAAUGAUGUGAUCAGGAAUUACCCAAUUUUUUGCUACAUGUUAAUGUAUAAAACAAGAAAGUGACAUGCAGACAACAGCAACAUAAAUGAACACAAGUCAAGGCCAUACUAACAAAUCUUUUAUAAAAAGAAAAAUUGUAUAGUACCUGUGGUGGAUAAUACACAUUUAUUAACAUUUAAACGUUAAAAUUAACAAAUUGAUGAUGAUAUAUUAUUUAUGUAUGUAUAUGUCUAUAUUAAGAGAAUAUUAAUAUUGUUAAUGCUGUAGAAGAGUAUAUAUAAUACAUAUUGUUGUUCCGUUUGUUCUUCAGAAUGUUCUAUCUGCAAUACAAUCCAAUACAGAAAUUAUUUAUAGUGCUAAUUACCAUUUGUUUAUCGAUAGCUCAUACUUCAUUUUCUCAAAUCUUCCUUAAAAUAGCUAAACCUCUUUGAUUUAGAAGAAAUUGACAAAAUUUUAGUUUUGAUUAAAGGGGUCUGGUCAUUUUAAGAACAGAUAGAACAUUCUGAAAAUCUUGUGGCAAAAUGAUCGGAACGGUAAAGAGCACAAAUUAAAUGUCUAUAUUAAUUAAAUUUUGAAGUUUAAAGACAAACAAUUAUUAUAGCAAUUUUAAAGAAAUUAAUUCAAACCAGACUUGUGAGACCGCAAUGGUUUGGAACCUUACUACAAAAACAAUGAAAUCAAAGUAAUUUUAUAUAAAACUUUGUAAUAUUUAUUUAAAUGUCACAUCAAACUAUAAAUUUUCAUCAAGUAUCAAAUGUAACAUUUGUCACAAUUCAAGGUUUUAGGGACCAUGUUAAAGAUAAAGUGGGGGUGGGGACAUCAUGUCUGAAAGCUUACAAUAGGGGCCUCACUCUAAAGCAGAGAUGAGCAUAGUUUCUAAUGCCAUUCAAAUAUAUUUGGUGUAUAUAAUUUGGAAGGGUCUGGGCUAGAUUUAGAUGUGAUGAAGCCCGUAGUUAACAAGUGUUAAUAGAAAAUAAAGUUUCUAUUGAAGGAAAGCUACCCAUUAAUAUAUGAGAUCAAUUGAAUUAGAAUAAAUAGUAGUCUACCAAUUUGGUGUAUUUAAUUUGGAAGGGUCGAUCUGGGCUAGAUUUAGAUGUAAUAAAACGCGAAACUGGUAACUGUUAAAAGAAAAUAAAGUUUCUAUUGAAGGAAAGCUACCCAAUAAUAUCGGAGGUCAAUUGAAUUAGAUUACCGGUAUAUAGUAGUCUACCAAUUUCAUCAAUAGGUCAUUAAGACUGUUAGGCCCUAAGUUGAAUUAGAUUACUGGUAUAUAGUAGUCUAUAAGUUGUAGCGUAUGCAUAAAUAAGACCCUGGUAAAGGUGUCCCACUGUAACUAGAGAUCAAUAUUUGGACCCAAAAUCAGGAUUUUAGUAAUGUCCUGGUGUAGUAAAUUUUUUCUUGGAGAAAGUGAUACUGUCUCUUUAAAGUAGAAUUAGCUGUAUUUCUAUGUGUUAACCUCUGAGAACUUAACUUUUGGCUGGAUAUGUAUACAGAUGGGCAGUGUGGCAGAUCCAGGUGUGCCCCAGGUGUGCCCCCACCGACCUAAAUAACAGUAUGAAAAGCACUCCUUAUAAUAUUUCUAUGAAACCUGUAAAUUUGAGCAUUUUGUGAGUUGGGGGGAUAUAUUUGGGUGUGCCCCCACCUCCCUAAAAAACAGUAUGAAAAGCACUCCUUAAAAUAUAUUUCUAUGAAACCUGUAAAUUUGAGCAUUUUGUUGGGUGGGGGGUAUAUUUGGGUCCAGAUAUGUGCCACAAAUCACCAUUGACACCCCAAUUAUUCAAAAUUUAUUGGGUCCUAUCUUGUCUAAUUCCCUGCCCUAACCAAGUAUCCGCUGAUUGAUAGGCCUAUUUGAGAUAUUUUUCAUGGUUUUGUAUAUAAGAUAAUUAGCUAGCUGAAUGUACUUCCACACUAAUUUGAUUUUCUGUUCUCAGGGAACACCUGUAAACAAAAUUCCAUCUUAUUUCUUCACACCUAUUAUAAAAUGUCCUUAUGUCUUGAGGAAAAGGCUUAUUCAAAAACCAACAGUACCUGGUUGUACUGUUCAAAAUUUAGUCCCAGAUUUUUAAAUUUUAAAUAAAACCUCUUUCAUAUGGUUUAAACGGCUAUUUAUUUAUCAUGACCUGAAGAAGAGAAAAUCAAAUGGGUGGGGGACCUAAUAAGUAUAGGCUUUUUUUAUAUAUCUGUACAUAGUGAAAAGUUUAUAUUAUAAUAUAAGACGUAAUGCAUUGUCAUAAAGAUUAUAAUGUUUUGAUAAUAAAAUAAUGUAAAUAAA
Messenger RNA from Patella vulgata (common limpet), 7196 nucleotides. Its product is annotated as furin-like protease kpc-1. NCBI's taxonomy places the organism in Eukaryota, Metazoa, Mollusca, Gastropoda, Patellidae. Gene Ontology annotation, molecular function: serine-type endopeptidase activity. The transcript is spliced from 16 exons. Gene Ontology annotation, cellular component: trans-Golgi network; Golgi membrane. Bases 528 to 3128 code for a protein of 866 amino acids. Gene Ontology annotation, biological process: protein processing. The record is from RefSeq and is a predicted model, not a curated record.